Ctenocephalides felis (cat flea) is the source of this 4677-nucleotide messenger RNA. RefSeq names its product neuroglian. Bases 297 to 4085 code for a protein of 1262 amino acids. Gene Ontology annotation, biological process: cell-cell adhesion; brain development. NCBI's taxonomy places the organism in Eukaryota, Metazoa, Arthropoda, Insecta, Siphonaptera, Pulicidae. The record is from RefSeq and is a predicted model, not a curated record. Gene Ontology annotation, molecular function: cell-cell adhesion mediator activity. The transcript is spliced from 23 exons.
GACGUGAAUAGUUAGUUAAAGUGUGAUUUAUCGAAUGUGUUUUUGUUAUAGAUGGAUUUAUUAAUUUAACUAGUUCUGUGAAUAUUUAACAUUUGUGUAAAAUGUUUCUUUUUAUUUCGAUUGGUUUAUUAUAAUUAAUUUUUAUUUUAAUGUUGUGCUAGUGAAUUAACGUAGUGAAUAAAUUGUUUUAUUGCACAAUUUUGUUUACAAAUUUUAUAGUGUUAAUGUUAGUGUAGUGAGGUGACAAAAUAUGUACUAGUUUUUCACAUUGAUAUUAUUCUAAAGAUAACAAGACAAUGGCGCUUAAAGCGCCUUUAUGUUUGGCAUUGAUAGCUGUUUGCUUUGUACCUUCCCAAGGACUUAUACAAUCGCCACCUCGAAUAGUAAAACAACCUCCUACAGAUGAAUUGUUGUUCCAAGUUGCACAACAACAGAACGAAAACGAUAAACCUUUUAUAAUAGAAUGCGAAGCUGAAGGAGAACCUACACCGAGAUAUCGAUGGAUAAAGAACGGCAAGAAGUUCGAUUGGCAAGCAUACGAUGACCGCAUGUCCCAGCAGCCUGGACGGGGCACGUUGGUCAUCACGUCGCCUAGAGACGAAGAUCUUGGACAGUACCAAUGUUUUGCAGAAAACGAAUGGGGUGUUGCCACAUCCAAUUCAGUAUUCGUGCGGAAAGCCGAAUUAAACGCUUUCAAAGAAACUUCUGCACAGACAGUGACAGCCUCCGAAGGAGACCCUUUCAAAUUGACAUGUCAACCUCCUGAUGGUUGGCCAAAACCAAAUGUAUACUGGCUCAUUCAGAACUCAGAUGGAGGCAUUAAAAGCAUCAACAACAGUCGGAUGACGCUGGAUCCCGAGGGAAAUCUAUGGUUUUCUAAUGUAACUCGCCAGGAUGCAAGUGAUGAUUUCACAUAUGCCUGUGCCGCUACUUCAGUCUUCCGAAAUGAAUAUAAAUUGGGCAAUCGUGUUCGACUCAACGUUGUCCAGACUGGUGUUUCACCUGCACAAAACAGACAUGAACCAGUGCAGCAGUACGUGACCAGAAAAAACGAAGUAGCUUUGAGAGGGAAAAAAGUAGAAUUGUAUUGCAUAUAUGGAGGAACGCCUCUACCUCAGAUUGUUUGGAACAAAGACGGCCGUCGAAUACAGUCUACAGACAGGGUAUCACAAGGGAAUUAUGGGAAAUCACUUCUUAUAAAACAUGUUACAUUCAGUGAUGAAGGAAGCUACACUUGUGAAGCUAGUAAUGGUGUUGGAAGUGCCAAGAGUUACUCUGUUAAUUUGAGGGUUAUGGCCCAUCCGUACUUCACAACCGAACCGGAAAUCCAGAAUGCCGCGGAAGACGAGACAAUCGAGUUCCGUUGCGAAGCCUCCGGUGUUCCGGAACCAGACAUCCAGUGGAUCCACAACGGAAAACCCAUUUCACAGUCACCACCCAAUAAUAGAAGAAUUGUUAAUUCCAACAGCAUAGUUAUUAAGCGAUUGAAUAAGAAAGACACUGGCAAUUAUGGUUGUAACGCUACUAAUUCUUUGGGUUAUGUCUACAAGGAUGUUUACGUCAACGUUCUGGCCCUGGCCCCAGAAAUUACUGAAGCUCCCUUAGAUGAAUACACGGUUGAUGGUCGCGUAGUAACUCUUCGGUGCCGAGUGUUUGGUGCUCCUAGACCAGAAGUAAAAUGGAUUCGAUCAGGCUUGGAACUGACUGGUGGACGAUAUUAUCUUCGUGACAAUGGCGAUUUGGAGAUCAGAGAUGUUGGAUUUUCAGAUGCUGGCGAAUAUACCUGUCAUGCCACCAAUAAAUUGGGAGAAGAUAAGAAAACUGGAACUCUCACAGUAAAAGAACGAACAAGGAUUACUGAUGAACCAGAAGACUACGAAGUUGCCGCAGGAACACAGGCUACUUUCAGGUGUAAUGCUGUGAGCGACAGCUCACUUGAUUUGAGUAUAGAAUGGCAUCAUAAUGGACAAGCAAUCGAUUUUGAAACCAGACCAAGAUUUGUUAAAACUAACGACCACAGUUUGACUAUAACUAAAACCUCCGAGUUGGAUUCCGGAUCAUACGUAUGCGUUGCUAAAACUGAUCUGGAUGAAGUACGGGCGCAGGCUACACUUACUGUCCAAGAUAAACCUAAUGCUCCAAGGCUUAGAGGCACACGUUGUAACUACCGAGAUACAACCAUAAACUGGGAACCGAUGGGAGAUAACAGAGCUCCUAUUUUGAGAUAUAGAAUAGAAUUCAACACUAGUUUUACACCGGACACUUGGGAGAUUGCUUACGAUAAUGUCCCCGCUACCGAUCAGACUUAUACGGUUGCCAUGAGUCCCUGGACCAAUUACACAUUCCGUGUAAUAGCAUUUAACAAGAUCGGGCCAUCAAGCCCAUCAGGCCCGUCGUCUAUGUGCACAACACAACCUGAUGUUCCAUACAAAAAUCCAGAUAACGUGGAAGGCCGCGGAACGCAACCUGACAAUCUUAGGAUAUCUUGGACGAGAAUGCCUGAAAUUGAACACAAUGCUCCAGGAUUCCAAUAUCGUGUAUACUGGAAACGUGAUAUUCCUGGAGAACAGUGGAAUACCCAAGACAUUUUUGAUUGGGAGAAACAGGAACUGAUUAUUCCUGAUCAACCAACUUACCAAAGAUAUCGUGUGAAAGUUGUGGCUAUUAACGAGAAGGGAGAAUCAAAUGUUGCAGCAAAAGAAAUGAUUGGAUAUUCAGGAGAGGAUAAACCUACUGCCGCACCCACAAAUUUCACAGUAGUUGAUGUAACGGACAGUACAUCAGCAUUACUUGCAUGGAAUCCUGUAUCACCUGAUUCAGUUCGGGGUCACAUGAAGGGAUACAAAGUUCAAACUUGGAUUGAAGGUGGCGAAAAUAACGUACAAGAAAUUCAAGUAGAACCAAGUGCUAAUAGAGCACUUAUCAAUAAAUUCAUUCCUCAUGCCAAAAAUUAUGUUCGUAUGUAUGUUCAUAAUGGACGUUACAAUGGACCACCCAGUGAAACACUCAGCUUUGAUACACCCGAAGGAGUGCCUAGCACAGUACAAUCAUUAGAAGCCUUCCCAAUGGGAUCUUCAGCAUUUAUGCUCACAUGGAAGAAACCAGAACAUGCAAAUGGUGUAUUAACAGGAUAUAAAGUUUAUUAUCAAGAAGUUGUAGGAACUGCUGUGGGACCAAUUUUGGAACGAGAACCUCAUAUCAACGACCCUACACAGACCCACGUUAAACUUGCAGGAUUAAAACCAAACACUAAAUAUCGAUUACAUGUAAAAGCAACCACUAAGGCUGGUGAAGGAGAAGGGUACUUUAUUGAGCAAAAAACGAGAGGUGGACUCUCAACUCCUCCAGAUGUUCCAGCGUUCCGAUGGGAACGUAUGCCAACAGAUAAUGGCCUUGCCAACAUAAAAGUUACUUGGCUGCCAAAUCUGGAUGGCAAACCAGGAUCACAUUUCUUUGCUAAAUAUAGAAUAAAGAACGAGCCACAGUAUUUGAGUACACAACCAGAAUUAGACGACGAUACAUUAAUAGUACGAGGUUUAACGCCGAGUGAAAUGUACGAAUUUAAAGUAGUCGCUGUAGAUGGAGAUUAUUUGACUGAAAGCCCUGUACAAGAAGUUGAUACAUAUGGAGUUGAAGGGCCAAUUAUCCAGCCGAAAGAAAAUGUAGCAACAGCUGGAUGGUUUAUCGGAAUGAUGCUGGCUAUUGCUUUCUUACUAUUAGUGUUGAUUAUUGUCUGUAUAAUCAAACGAAAUCGGGGUGGUAAAUACGAUGUCCACGAUCGAGAAGUAGCAAACGGCCGCAGGGAUUAUCCUGAAGAAGCAGGCUUCAAUGAAUAUUCACAACCCUUGGAUGGAAAAUCUCAAGGAAGACAAUCAAUGAGUAGUGGACCAAAAGUUGGUCCAGAAAGUGAUACAGACUCAAUGGCAGAAUACGGAGAAGGAGAUACAGGUCGAUUCACGGAAGACGGGUCAUUCAUCGGCCAGUAUGUGCCAGGCAACCUGAAGCCCGCAACCAGUGGAACGCUGGCCGGCCCGAAUCAGCAACAAACAUCACCAGGCGGCACUGCCAUGGCCACCUAUGUUUAACCUCUAUCUCCACACUUAAAAAUAAUUAAUUCUUUCUAGUUCAUUCUCACAUAUAUGAACACUCGUGUAUUGCUAGCUAGACAAGGAUUAUUGUAGGUAUGAUGAAUUUUUAAUUUUGAUAAGAUGGAAUUGGAGAAGUAGGAAGGAAGUUGUAGAGAAGUAAUUGUUUUGAAUUUAUUUUUUUAUUUAUACAAAGAUUAGUUCGACUCGAGCCUUUAUGCAUUCACUAAUCUCGCUUUAUACGCCUAUAUAGUACUAUGUAUAUUGAUCUCAAAAUUUGCCAAAAUUUUGAGCAAAUUGAAUUUCUAUAUUAAAAUAAUAUCGGUCGUUAAUAAUCACUAGCAAUAUAAGAGUGGCUCUAUAUGAAAUAAUUAUUAUAAGCGUCUUUCGCGCUCUUCGUGGAAAGUAGACUAAACGUUGGGCGCUUAUUAUAUUUUAUUUAUUUAAUUUUUUCUAUAAUUUACCGUUAUUAUAACGUAACUUGAGCAGCUUUUGAUUCUCGCAUCUAAAUUUUGGCAUCAAUUAUAAACUUAAGGAAAGAAAAACUAGUUUGCUAUUAUAACAUUUGUUAUAUAAUAGUGUGUAAGGAGUA